AACAGGAUGUACAGAGGCGUUUUCCUUUUUACACAAAUGUGUUGCUGACACAGUCACGUAGCUACUUCCUGUUCUCUCAGUAACAGCAUGGCAGAGAUGAAACCACAACUCUGAGAAAAAUUAACCUUACUAACUUCACCAGAAGGCGGAUACAGUCUCUUACGACGUUCAUUUAUCUCCCUUGGAAAUUGGUCAUUGAGACCGAAUUUGGUCCCUUUAAGCUCCCUUCCCCCGCUGAUCGCGCACACUGGAUUAUUGGAUGCGUCCUCAGGAAUCACAGAAAAAAAUGUGAUGUUCACGCAUGCUACGACUUUGUAUGUCUAGUAGCGACUCCAUCACCCUGUUUUCCCUGAGUGGACAAUCCAUGUUGGAAUCGUGGAUUAUUACCUUGGCUGCGAGUGCCUUGUUUUCUCCUUGGAGCGUGAAAAUUUCACUCUGGCUGAACUCGCCCUCAGCCCUGCUACCUUCUCACACAACUUUUCCAGUGUUUCAUGGAUUCUAGCCAGAGCACUAGCCUCUACUUCAAAGAUCUCAUAGAUCAAGACUCUGUAGAGACAAAGAGAUGGGGAGCAACUGCUCCAAAAGGAGGAGAGAAGAAGAAAGCACUUCCUCUGUCUGGUGGAGAUGCUCAGGAAGGAGAAAAGAGGGGGAUACUGAAGGAAAAAGAGAAGAGGGGGACAAUGAAGGGAGGUCAGAAGAAGGAGACACUGAAGGGAGGAGAGAAGAAGGGGACACUGAAGGGAGGAGAGAAGAAGGGGACACUGAAGGGAGGAGAGAAGAGGAGGACACUGAAGGGAAGAGAGAAGAGGAGGACACUGAAGGGAGGAGAGAAGACCGUGACAAUGUCAACAGUGGAGCAAGGUCCUUUGACCAAAUACCCCCCCACUCUCUUGAUUCCAUUGAGACAGAGAAGAGAUGUGAGGAAAGCGAUGCAAAGUUUGUGGACAGACACAUGGCGGACCUCAUUCAGAGGGUUACCAUGGUGAUGUACAUAUCAGAUACACUGUUCCAGUGGGGUAUGAUCCAUAAGGAGGCGUACUUUAACAUCGAUGCUGCCCGGACCAGACAGGACCAGAUGAGGGAGCUGUACAAGGCCUUAAACUCAGUUAAAGUCAAAUCAGCCUUCUACAGGAUCCUCCAGGAGAAAGAGACUUAUUUGGUCCAGGAGCUAGGUGGGCCAGUCUGUAAAGAGGUGGAUUGCUAUGGACAGACUAUGUGCAUUGGGCAGCGGAGAGUGGAUGACGACACACAAAGAGUUAAAGACAAACUUAAAACCAGUCUGAAGAAGAAGUUUGGAUUUGUGUUUGAAGGCACCGCAGUGGAACAAACUCCCCUCAACAGCGUCUACACACAGCUCUACAUCACACAAGGACAGAGUGAAGGGGUUAAUAAAGAACAUGAGAUCCGGCAGAUUGAAUAUACAUCCAGGACAAAAAAAUCUACAGACACUCCAAUAAACUGCAAUGACAUCUUCAAACCCUUAUCUGGAGAAGAGAGAGAAAAGGAGAGACCCAUCAGAACUGUGUUGACGAAGGGCAUUGCUGGCAUUGGAAAAACAGUCUCUGUGCAGAAGUUCAUACUCGACUGGGCUGAAGAAAAUGCUAAUCAGGAUGUUGAUUUCAUAUUUGUGCUCCCACUCCGAGAGCUGAAUCUGAUUCAAGAUGACCAGUACAGUCUUCAUGGACUUUUGCGUUACUUCCACCCUGAACUUGCAGAGAUAGAAGAGGCAAAGAUAUAUGAUACCUGCAAAGUCAUGUUCAUCUUUGAUGGUCUGGAUGAAAGCAGACUACCAUUAGGUUUUCAUCAGAACAAGAAGUUGACUGAUCUAACUGAAAUGUCAUCAGUUGACAGGUUGAUGACAAACCUCAUUGAGGGGAAUCUACUCCCCGAAGCUCUCCUCUGGAUAACCUCCAGACCAGCAGCAGCCAAUCAAGUUCCCCAUGAGUACAUCAACAAGGUGACAGAAGUACGAGGGUUCAAUGACAAACAGAAAGAAGAAUACUUUGAGAAGAAUGUUGAGGAUGAGAACCGGGCCAGAAGAAUCAUCUCACACAUUAAUACAUCAAGGAGCCUCCACAUCAUGUGCCACAUACCAGUCUUCUGUUGGAUUACUGCCAGGGUUCUUGAGCAAAUGCUGAGUGACGAUAAGAGUGGAGAGAUCACAACUCUGACUGAGAUGUACAAUCACUUCCUGCUCAUUCAGACAAACCUGAAAAGCAAGAAGUAUGAUGGGAAAAAUGAGACGGAUCUGCACAUAAUCAUAGAAAGAAACAAAGAAACCAUUCUCAAACUGGCACAACUUGCAUUUGAACAGCUGGUGAAGGGACAUCUGAUAUUCUAUAAGAAAGACCUAGAAGAGUGUGGCAUUGAUGUCAGUGAAGCCUCAGUGUACUCUGGGUUUUGCACAGAAAUCCUGAAACAAGAGCAUGGGUUGUAUCGGAAGAAAGUAUACUGCUUUGUUCACCUGAGCUUCCAGGAGUUCCUUGCUGCUCUGUACGUGUUCCACUGCUGUGUGAGCAAGAACAUCAAGGCCCUGGAGUCUUUCAUUGGGGAUGUGUCAUCAGAGCUGCCCUUGCAUGAGCUGCUGAAGAUGAUGGUGGAUAAAGCCUUGGAGAGUGAGAAUGGACACCUGGACCUGUUCCUCCGGUUCCUUGUUGGCAUCUCAACAGAAUCCAACCAGAACCUGUUACAAGACCUACUGCCACAAACAGAGAUCAGCUCAGAGACUGUUAAGGAAAUUAAGAAAUACCUCAGGAAGCCAAAUGUAGAUGAAGUCUCACCUGAUAGGUACAUCAAUCUACUCAUCUGCUUGACUGAGAUGAAAGAUGAUUCAGUACAUGAGGACAUUGAGAAGUUCCUGAAGUCAGGAAAUCAAACAGGAAAAGAACUCUCAGGUUCACACUUCUCAUCACUGGCCAACGCACUGCUGAUGUCAAAGGACGUGCUGGAUGAGAUUGACCUGAGGACAUACAACUUGUCACCUGGGUGUACGAGACUGGUCCCAGCUGUAAGGAAAUGCAGAAAGGCCAUACUGAUUGGCUUUGAACUCUCUAUGGAGGACUACGAAUCAUUGGCCUCCAUUCUCCAAUCAGCAGACUCACAUCUAAGAGAGCUGCACCUGGACGACAUCGGGGAGCGUGACCCUGAUGGUACUGAUGAUCCUGAUGGUGAUGACGAGGCCAGACUGACUGUUCUCUUUGCUGCGCUGACUGCUGUUCUUGCUGCACUGAAACAUCCACACUGUAAACUGGAGACACUGAGACUGGGUGGCUAUAAACUCUCCGAAGAGCACUGUGGAUUACUGCCCUCUGCUCUCCAAUCAGCGGACUCACAUCUGAGAGAACUGGACCUGAGAGACACUAAGCUGUCUGAUGGUGGUGGGAGGGAACUCUUUACUUCUCUGAAACAUCCAAACUGUAAACUACACAAACUGCGACUGGCUAGCUUUAGACUCUCUGAAGAGGACUGGGGAUCACUGGCCUCCGUCCUCCAAUCAGCAGACUCCUCUCUGAGAGAACUGGAACUGGACCUGAGGAACAGUGAGCUUUCGGAUGUUGGUGGGAGGGAACUCUUUACUGCUCUGAAACAUCCACACUGUAAACUACAGACACUGAGGCUGAAUGGAUGUUCCCUGACAGAGAAAGGGUGUGAAGUGUUGGCCUCAGUUCUCAGCUCAAACUCCUCUCACCUGAGAGAGCUGGAUCUGAGUCACAAUGACCUGCAGGAUUCAGGAGUGAAGCUGCUCUCUGCUGGACUGGAGAAUCCACACUGUCAACUAGAGAAACUGAGGCUGUCAUUCUGUAGAGUCACAGAGGAAGGCUGUGCAUAUCUGGCCUCAACUCUGAGGUCAAACCCCUCCCACCUGAGAGAACUGGACCUGAGCUUCAAUCACCCAGGAGACUCUGGAGUGAAGCUGCUCUCUGCUAGACUGGAGGAUCCACACUGUGGACUGGAGAAACUCAAUGUGGACCAUAAUGAAGAGUUCUGGGUUAAACCACAGCUGAUGAAGAUAUAUGCCUGUGAUCUCACACUGGACCCAAACAAAGCACACAGAAACCUCUCUCUGUCUGAGGGGAACAGAAGGGUGGAGAGGGUUAAAGAGGAGCAGCCGUAUCCCGAUCAUCCAGAGAGAUUUGAUUUGGUUCCCCAGGUGCUGUGUAGAGAGGGUCUGACUGGGCGCUGUUACUGGGAGGUAGAGUGGAGCAGGCUGGCUGACAUAGGAGUGACAUAUAAAGGCAUCAGCAGAAAAGAAGAUGGUUCUGCCAGUGACUUUGGAUACAAUAACAAGUCCUGGCGUCUGACCUGCCGUGGGGAUCAUUACACUGCCCUCCACAAUAGUGAAUAUAAUACUAUACAUGCUCCACACCUCAUCAACCCUCCUCAACCCAAGAGAGAACUGUCCUCCUGUCCUCCACGCCUCAGAGUAGGAGUGUUUCUAGACUGGCCGGUCGGCACGCUUUCCUUCUAUGAGAUCUACUCUGACACAUUGACCCACCUGUACACAUUCCAGACCACAUUCACUGAGCCCCUCUACCCAGGGUUUAGUGUUUCAAAUGAUGAAGGCUCUUCAGUGUCCCUGAGCCAGGUAGGGUAGUCUCCUGUUUCCUGGAGGAACACAUGGGUCUCCAUGGAAACACAGUCACACUCCUGUUCUAACUGAACCAUGUGACCUGAUGGGGUGUUGUUGACAGUGAUCAUGACUACAGAUAUGGACAUUAUAACAGAUAAAUGUUGUUGUCAGUGAUCAUGACUUCAGAUAUGGACAUUAUAACAGAUAAAUGUUGUCAGGGAUCAUGACUACAGAUAUGGACAUUAUAACAGAUAAAUGUUGUUGACAGUGAUCAUGACUUCAGAUAUGGACAUUAUAACAGAUAAAUGUUGUUGACAGUGAUCAUGACUACAGAUAUGGACAUUGUAACAGAUAAAUGUUGUUGUCAGUGAUCAUGACUUCACUUAUGGACAUUAUAACAGAUAAAUGUUGUUGACAGUGAUCAGGACUUCAGAUAUGGACAUUAUAACAGAUAAAUGUUGUUGACAGUGAUCAUGACUACAGAUAUGGACAUUAUAACAGAUAAAUGUUUUUGACAGUGAUCAUGACUACAGAUAUGGACAUUAUAACAGAUAAAUGUUGUUGACAGUAAUCAUGAUUCAUGACUUCAGAUAUGGACAUUGUAACAGAUAAAUGUUGUUGAAAGGUAUCUUGAUAUGAAUUAAAAAUGGAAACUGCUUGCUAUAAAAUGACAAAGUAUACAUACCCGGGGCCUCCCGAGUGGCGCAGCAGUCUAAGGUACUGCUUGAGGCGUCACUAUAGCCCAGGAUUUCGAUCCCAGGCUGUGUCACAGCCGUCCGUGACUGGGAGACCCAUGAGGUGGCUCUCAAUUGGUCCAGCGUUGUCCGUUAGGGGAGGGUUUGGCCGGCUGAGAUGUCCUUGUCCCAUCGUGCUCUAGCGACUCCUUGUGGCUGUCCGGG
Salmo salar (Atlantic salmon) is the source of this 5469-nucleotide messenger RNA. The record is from RefSeq and is a predicted model, not a curated record. Lineage: Eukaryota; Metazoa; Chordata; Actinopteri; Salmoniformes; Salmonidae.